Molecule: messenger RNA, 852 nt
Organism: Theobroma umbraticum
Lineage: Eukaryota; Viridiplantae; Streptophyta; Magnoliopsida; Malvales; Malvaceae
Product: calmodulin-7
Cellular component (GO): myosin II complex
Molecular function (GO): calcium ion binding
Source: RefSeq, a predicted model, not a curated record
CCUUCUAUAUUUUCCACAUUCAACCCUGCACGCUGUCAUCAUUUUCUUACGCGACUUUUUCUUUCUCCCCAAACACUCUCUUCCCGAGAAAAGAAAACGCAAGAGAAGAAGAAUAUGGCCGAUCAGCUUACCGACGACCAGAUCUCUGAGUUCAAGGAGGCUUUUAGCCUCUUUGACAAGGACGGCGAUGGUUGCAUUACUACCAAGGAGCUGGGGACUGUGAUGCGAUCUCUUGGGCAGAACCCUACUGAGGCAGAGCUCCAAGACAUGAUCAAUGAAGUUGAUGCUGAUGGAAAUGGGACCAUUGAUUUUCCCGAAUUCCUGAACCUGAUGGCUAGGAAGAUGAAGGAUACUGAUUCUGAGGAGGAACUUAAAGAAGCUUUCAGGGUGUUUGACAAGGACCAGAAUGGUUUCAUAUCUGCUGCUGAGCUUCGCCAUGUGAUGACGAAUCUUGGUGAGAAGCUUACAGAUGAGGAAGUUGAUGAGAUGAUCCGUGAGGCUGAUGUUGAUGGUGAUGGGCAGAUCAACUAUGAGGAGUUUGUCAAAGUCAUGAUGGCCAAAAGGAAGCAGAGGCCUGUUAACAGCCAUCGGAGCCAAAAGGUAGAGAAAGCAAACGCUGGACCCAAACGUCGUAAGAGAGCCAAGAUUCGUGAUUGUGUUUUCCUCUAGUUUCCCAUUACAAGGGCUGCUACCGCUGCCGCUGCUCUGCUGCUUUCAUCACUAUCAUCCUUACUCUCUGCAUAAUAACUAUACUAGUAUUAUGUUGUAACCUAGUAUUCCUAGUCAAGGAACCUCAUGUGUGUUUCAUAAUUAAAAAAGAAAAAAAGCUAUCUAUAUAUCUUAUAACAAAAA